Messenger RNA from Anolis carolinensis (green anole), 6521 nucleotides. It is a transcript of the gene dnajc10, whose product is annotated as DnaJ heat shock protein family (Hsp40) member C10. Gene Ontology annotation, biological process: protein folding in endoplasmic reticulum; IRE1-mediated unfolded protein response. The coding region runs from base 279 to 2675 and encodes 798 amino acids. The record is from RefSeq and is a predicted model, not a curated record. Gene Ontology annotation, cellular component: endoplasmic reticulum lumen; endoplasmic reticulum. Lineage: Eukaryota; Metazoa; Chordata; Lepidosauria; Squamata; Anolidae. The transcript has 23 exons. Gene Ontology annotation, molecular function: protein-disulfide reductase activity; oxidoreductase activity, acting on a sulfur group of donors, disulfide as acceptor; misfolded protein binding.
CUCCCUUCCUUCUUCCUCUUCUUCUCCUCCUCCUCCCUCCAUUGGCAGCCCAGGCUGCCCUGCGCGCUUUGGCCCGGCCCUGGCUCCUCCUCCUCUUCUGUGCCGGCUACCCACAGGAGGGACCCGCUCAGGCUCCCGGUGCUUGAGAAUGUCAUCUUCUGGAUUAUGACAGCAAAAAACUUAUGUGAAGCCUCUUCAGAAAUAUAUGCAACCCUUUUGACUACAGUAUCGUGAAGCCCAUUGGCUUAUUUUAGUUGCAUUUGACCCAAGGACUCAUCAUGGAGCCUCUCUUGUCUGAAAUGAAGUGCAUCAGAGAACUGAAAAGAAUUGUCUUCGUGUCUUUAGUUUUAAUGUGCCUCCUGGCCUUUGUUAGUCCUGAUCAAGACUACUACAGUUUACUUGGAAUAUCUAAAGAAGCAACAAGUAGAGAAAUAAGGCAGGCUUUCAAAAAAUUGGCAUUAAAGUUGCACCCUGAUAAGAAUCAGAAUGAUCCAGAAGCCCAUGACAACUUUUUGAAAAUAAACAGGGCUUAUGAAGUAUUAAAAGAUGAAGAUCUACGAAAGAAAUAUGAUAAAUAUGGGGAGAAAGGUUUAGAGGAUCACCAGGAGGGAGGACGAUAUGAAAGCUGGCACUUCUAUCGCUAUGAUUUUGGUAUUUAUGAUGAUGAUCCUGAAAUCGUAACACUGGAUAGAGGGGAAUUUGAUGCUGCUGUUACUUCUGGAGAAUUGUGGUUUAUCAAUUUCUAUUCCCCUCGAUGCUCGCAUUGCCAUGACUUGGCACCAACUUGGAGAGAAUUUGCUAAAGAAAUGGAUGGAUUAUUACGUAUUGGAGCUGUCAACUGUGGUGAUAACAGAAUGCUCUGCCGCAUGAAAGGAAUUAAUAGCUAUCCAAGCCUGUAUGUGUUUAAAACCGGAAUGAAUCCAGUGAAAUAUUACGGUGAUAGGUCAAAAGAGAGCUUAAUGAGCUUUGCCAUGCAGUUUGUCCAAAGCACAGUGACAGAGUUCUGGGCAGGAAAUUUUGUUAGUGCUGUCGAGGCUGCCUUUGCUUCUGGAGUUGGCUGGUUAAUUACCUUCUGUGCAGAACAAGGAGAUUGUUUGACUUCUCCAACACGUCUUAAAUUGGCUGGCAUGUUGGAAGGCCUGGUUAAUGUAGGCUGGAUGGACUGUGCCACCCAGGGUGAGCUUUGUGAAAGUUUGGAUAUCUCCUCUAGCACGACAGCGUACUUUCCACCGGGAGCCACCUUAACUAAUAAAGAAAAAGGAGGUGUUUUGUUUCUGACCUCUUUAGAUACCAGAGAGAUAUAUUUGGAAGUCAUGAAACAUCUUCCAGAUUCCAAAAUGAUCUCAGCAUCUACUUUAAAGGAUCAUCUGGCUCAUCAUCGAUGGCUAAUAUUUUUUCAGUUUGGCCAGAAUAGCAAGUCCGAAGCCCAUGAUCUUAAAAAGCUGGGUUUUCUGCUUAAAGCAGAAAGUAUUCAGGUUGGCAGGUUUGACUGCCUUACUGCACCAAAGACCUGCAAUGAUCUAUAUGUUUAUGAACCCCGUGUAGUGGUCUUUAAAGGGAGAGGAUUGGAAGACUACGAAAUCCAUCAUGGAAAGAAGAUUCUAUAUGACAUCGUGGCCUUUGCUAAGGAGAGUGUGAAUUCUCAUGUCAUCACUCUUGGGCCUCAAAAUUUUCCUGGCAAGGAGAAGGAGCCAUGGCUUGUUGAUUUCUUCGCACCUUGGUGCCCUCCUUGCCGAGCAUUAUUGCCAGAGCUGAGAAAAGCAUCAAAGCAAUUGUACGGUCAACUGAAAUUUGGUACCUUAGAUUGUACACUUCAUGAAGGGAUUUGCAAUAUGCACAACAUUAGAGCUUAUCCAACAACUGUGGUUUUUAAUCAGUCUAACACUCAUGAAUAUGAGGGACACCACUCUGCUGAGCAGAUCUUGGAGUUUAUUGAGGAUCUGAUGAACCCUUCUGUGGUGUCUUUGACACCUGAGACCUUCAAUGAGCUGGUGAAGAAAAGGAAGGCGAAUGAAAUCUGGGUGGUUGAUUUCUAUGCACCAUGGUGUGGUCCUUGCCAAGCCUUAAUGCCAGAAUGGAAGCGGAUGGCCAGGUUGGUGAAUGGACUGAUCUCUGUUGGCAGCGUGGACUGCCAGAAGCAUUUCUCUCUUUGUCAUCAAGAAAAUGUUCAAGGUUAUCCUGAAAUAAGACUCUUCCCACAGAAAUCAGUUUCAUCUUAUCAGUCCUAUAGCUACAAUGGCUGGCACAGAGAUGCUCAUUCACUGAGAAGAUGGGCACUCGGGUAUUUACCUCAAGUAUCUCUGGAUCUGACACCUCAGAGCUUCACUGACAAAGUCCUUAAUGGGAAAGAUCACUGGGUCAUUGACUUCUAUGCGCCUUGGUGUGGCCCUUGCCAAAAUUUUGCACCAGAAUUUGAGAUCUUAGCUAAGACUGUUAAAGGAAAAUUGAAAGCUGGGAAAGUUGACUGUCAAGCUCAUGCUCAUAUCUGUCGGUCUGCUGAAAUCAGGGCAUAUCCAACGGUUAAGUUUUAUCCCUAUCUGGGAACAAAGAAAAAUGCAGUUGGAGAACACAUAGACAGCCUUGAUGUGAAAACUAUAGCUGAAAAACUGACAGCGAAAGUAGAAGAAAUAAAAAAUAAGAGGAAAAAAUCAUCCAGGAACAAGGAUGAACUUUGAGUCAUGGAAUGAAUUCCAAAGAUACCAAGGCUGCCACCAUGUUGAAAUAUUGGACUUUGUUCUUCUGGAAGGAAAUAGUAAUGCCGUGGGAUUCAAGGACACCCAAGCUUUUCCCAUAGAUGCUUCACAACUGAGUCUGAAUCAUCCAAAUGAGACUGGCAGUCCUGACAAUAUGCUACCUCUGUCCUGUGGAGGAUUUUAAUGCUCUGAUUACAGACUUAAAACUUGGUCAGUAGGGCAUCUGUCGGAUUUUUCCUUCAGUCCUCUCAAUCUCUCUUUCUCCUUACAGAAGAGUCUUACUUUGCGCUGAAAUGGAAACCUAACCCCACUUGUGAAACAGUGGACAAACAGGCUACUCUGUAGGCUAGAAAGCUAGAAGAGAACAAUUUCUGCUUCCCAUGGGAAGUAAGCGAAUUAUCUCAACAACUGUUUUACCUCUGAAUCAUAACCAGUGAGCUUUUUGUAUAGGAUUCACUAAGUUGCUGAAAAGUAGGGAGUUCAGUUUCUGCGGCAUUCAGUCUCAUGAAUAUUCUUCUGAUGACUUGGAAGAGCACUCAAAUCUUUGUGUUGGUUUCAGUAUAAACUGGUCAGAAUGGUGGAAAAGAAGCUUGACUCCCUGAUUUUCAGUCUGUUCUAUGGAGUAGCUUCCUUGUAUAGAUUUGGGCUUUGGGAACAUGCCUGCAUGUGCCUAAAGAGCAAUUUUACUGGAGUCCUUUUAUGAUAUGCAGCACCUAGUCCGCUAGGAGGCAGCAAAACAGCUUUGACUGAAGUAGCUAUUUGACUGAAGGCUAUUUCCAUGGCUCCUUAAGCCCAUUUCCUCUCUGUUGGACUUGCGUUCAGGUAAACUUGGUUACAAAUGCAGACAUAGCUUUCCCACAGCAGAGCUGAUGUUCGUAGCAAAAAAAUAAUAAUUAUCCAAAAACCUAUGUGUUGAUUGCAGAACAGAACAAUUUGAACUUGUUCUGCACCAAACUUGUGCAGGUUUCAAAGCAGGAUACUGAGCUAAAUGUUUUAAUCCAUUUUCAUACCAGCCUAAUCUCCUGUGUACAGAACAGGGAUUGCAACAUGUAAAUGCUGUGCUUUUGUGCGGCAUUGCAAGUGCCUUUUGAAUGUAGUGGUCACUGAAGGGUUUUUUUUGUUAGACAGUCAAUCUAGCAUUGGCAUGGGAUGUGUAGUGUCCUCGAGAUACAGAAAUGCACUGUAUGUUUAUGCCAGUGUUGAAUAGAUGCUUGCCAAUGUUUUCAAACAUUUGUAAUCGUAUCUGUACUGUACUUGCUCUCCUUACAUUAAUCAUGAUCUCUUGUAUUGGAAAUUUGGAAGGAUAAUUUUAUUCUCACUGAAAAGGAACGGUUGGGUACCUGUUGGGUAAUAUGCCACCUUUUCAAACAGUGGAUUCUGCCCAUCCUUUGCAUGUGUUAGUAAAGGCAGGCGUUUUGUGCAUUUAAAUAACUCAGCAUAUGCAAAGAGCAAACUCUCUUAGUUAAAGUGAGACGAUUCCAUCAUCCACAAUUAUUUUUUAAUACUCACACGUGUGGCACCUCAACUUUGAAGAUGUUUCUGUUAUUAAAUUGCUAGAUCUUCAAGAGUGAGAUUACAAAUUCUGUUUUGCGUCAUAAUCUUGAUUAUCCCAUUAUAAUCAGGCUAAAUGAUAAUGGGUAAUUAGAUCACCUUCUGAUUACUCAAUUUUCAAGGUAUCGGGAACUCUUUCCUUAGUACAUUAUGGUACUAGAUAUAAAAAUGUAAAAUUGGUUGAAUUAUACACCACAGUAUUUUAGGUUUAGUGGUGAGGAGAUAUUUUGGUUAUGUUUCAUCCGUUGCUGAUAUUUCCUACUUAAUCUCUUGAACUUUUCAUAAUAUGCAAAAAUAGAUGUUUUUGUCCAGUGUGUUAUAUUUUUUUCAGCUUUCAUACUGCUGUGCCUUGCUACAGGGUUUCCUACAAUUAGUUUUUGUAACCUCCACUUUAAAAGGAGCUGUUAGUAACCUCAAAAACAGUAUUGGAUAAUGUCUAAAUUUUUCUGAUUCAGUAUUUUUCGCAAUGUAUUUAUGAGGUCAUGUUAAGCAGCCAAACUUUCACUGAGAUCAACAUUCAUCAUGUAGAUGUACAUCUAAUAAUGUAAGAUUUUUAAAGCCUUCCUUGUCUAGGCCAGCGAUGAGGACGAUGCAUCUCCUCAAAUGUUGCUGGUCUAAGCUCCCAUCAUCCCUCACCAUAGGCAGAUGGGAAUUAAAGUAUGCUGAGGGCCACACUUCCCCAUUCUUCAUAUAAAAUAACAGGAAGAAGUAUGUAGAGGAAAUUUGCAUACAAUGUAAUAUUUUAUCUGCUUUUUUACAUUUACACUUGGGCUGAUGUUCUCUUGCAUUUCUAAAUCCUAAUGUACUCAUAUACUUUUUGGUAUCACAGUUCAAUGAGAUUUCUUCCCAGGAAGGCAAAUGUGGAAUCACAGAUCAUAUUAUCAGAAUCUCCUUGUGUUGUGUGAAGUAUCUAGUCAACAUAUAGGUUUACAACGUCAUUCUGCUGUUUGCCACUAUCAGCCUCUGUUACAUCACAGGAAAUGUAAUCGAACUCCAUCAUGUUUUAAGCAUAUGGGCCAGUACUCUGGAUGACUGAUAUUCAGAAAUGAAUUUACUUUGUCCAGUUACCUGCCUAGUGUUGUUUAUGCAUAUAUCGGAGACUUUACUUCUAUGAUAUUGGCAAAAUCUUGGACUUGCAAAAGCACCCAACAGACUGCAAUACAAAGCUGGUGGCUUCAUUAGGGAUAUCAUUCUUAACAAAGUUUCUUCUCAAAGGAAACAAGUCAUUUUAGUAAACUACAUGAAAAUAUUUCAAAACCACGCAGUUUCCAAAGCCUGUUUACAAUUAGAGACAUUCUGCACAAAAUGUGCAUGUAAUUCUGUACAGAAAAUAGUAUUUUCUGCUCAGAAAAAAUCUUUCUAGAGAUUAUAUGCCGUUUCCACAUUAAAAUUCAGUACAGAAUAAGUCACCAACUGUAAAGAUUUGUAUAAGUCUAGAAUUUUUUUGACAAGAUUGCUAAACAUUUGAAAAACUUGUUUUUCAGCAAUUUUUCAGAUACUUUCAGUAUUCUUUCCAUCUCAAGGCUUUAUCAAUCUUGAUUUCCCUUAAGUUAUAUACAAUGGAAAUAGAUUCCAGUGCAGAACAGCUUUAACAAGAAUUUUUCAUGGAGGUGGCAAUCAAUGCAAGAAUGUCUGUUACCACCCAACUACAGUUUGUAUCUUUCUGUAUGCCAGUCACCCUUAUGACACUGCUUUCAAUCGCCCAUAACCACCUCUACCCAUUUAAAGUUGUGUAUAAUAAUUUGCCAGUCAAAUAAAAGUUAUUAAUUGUUCAAAUAAAUAGCCAGCAGAUGUAGGGAGAAAAUCAGAAAAGCUAAAGCUCAGUCCAAGCUUAGGCUUCUUAGUGAGGUUAAAAACAAUCAAAGGGAGGGAGGAUUUCGUUAUGUCUAUACAUAGCAAAAAGGAAGAACAAAGAAAUGUUUGGGCCUCUGUGUAAAGACGGUAAAAUGCUAAUACGAGCAGGACCACUUAAUAUUUACUUUCCUCAUUCUUCUCCAAAAAAAGAAAAGCAGUGUUCAACAUGGGGGAAAUGGAGCAGAUGAUGCAGUAAGGGAAAUGAAGCACAGAAUAGGUAAAGAGGUAGUAUAGGAAUACCUGGAUACUCUAAAUGAAUUUAAGUGAAUGAGACAAACACAUGGUUUAUGUAGUUUGCAAAAAUACAGGGCAAGUAAAGGGGUGAAGACAGGCCCUUGUUUAAUUUGCUUUGAAUCCCAUGCUGGGAGAAAAGUAGACUAUGAAUAGCAAAAUUGAAUAAACAAAAAUAAUUAUUAAAUAUUA